AUGGUUUGCAUAAAAAAGAUAAAAGAAAUACUAAUAAGUUGGAAUAUAAAUCCAGAAAAAUUCUAGUAUUUAAUUUUAGCUUAAUAUCUUUAAUUAGUUGUAGCGUCAAAAAGAAGAAUAGAAUAUAUUAAGAGAACCUUAAAUAAGAUUUUAAUUAAGGGAAUGAAUGGCUAUUUAAGAAUGAGAAAAUUGAAAAAGAACCUUAAACUGAUAUUAAAAAGUUGAAUGUUUGA
Paramecium sonneborni is the source of this 233-nucleotide messenger RNA. The record is from the annotation of a GenBank genome assembly. NCBI's taxonomy places the organism in Eukaryota, Ciliophora, Oligohymenophorea, Peniculida, Parameciidae.